Molecule: messenger RNA, 444 nt
Organism: Haliotis rubra (blacklip abalone)
Lineage: Eukaryota; Metazoa; Mollusca; Gastropoda; Lepetellida; Haliotidae
Exons: 3
Coding region: 68-415 (115 amino acids)
Source: RefSeq, a predicted model, not a curated record
AGGGCCGAGGAGACUUAAUCCUAUAACCAACGUCGUUAUAUUUGAAACGCACACCACGUCCACGACAAUGACGACGGGGACGAUGUUGCUGGUCAUCGCGUCCGUAGUUGGCGCCCGUGCUGCUGCCCAGCUGAACGCCCGUUACCGACUACAGCCUGGUCAAGUGGGCAGUCUGUGCAGCGGCCUGACGCCGGGAGAUUGUCGGAAGGACGUUCCAUAUGUCCUGACCCGCAGUGUUGUGGAGUGUGCUAUCCGCUGCACCAAACACCCUGGCUGUAAGUCUUUCAGCUUCCAGAUCCGCCCAAACAGCGCCCGACACACCCAUCGCUGUGAGAUGGCCCCCGACAAGGUGCAUACCAUCCAGGUCGCUGCCAAAAAUGGCUCAGGUUAUGAAUAUUACAAAAAUGUAUCCUGAAACUUGUACCAAUAAAAUAUCAUGGCCGA